GGUGAUGAAUAAAAAUAACAAUAAUAUAUUUGUUACUUUAAAAAGGAAAAGGAGGAGGAGGUGGAGGAGGAGAUGUUGCAUGCAAAUAAAGCAAACCGCCGGAUCCGUAAUUUUCUUGUUACAAGUCUGUCGCCAGCCACCGCUUUCCACUGCCUCUGCCACUGCCACUGAUAGAGGUGGUGAUGUUUAAUAUCCACCACAUUCCAUUUCAAACAUUGAUUGCUGUUAGGUCCUUCUUCCUCUUUUCUUUGUCCUCUUAAUAAUAAUUAAAGAGACCACCAAAAACACAACACCACUAAUUUGUAAUAUCACAAGCCGGCGAAGCCCGCCAGCCAGCCAGCGACGAAUGGAGGGAGGGAUGCAGUAGAUAUAUAGAUAUUAUAUAGAUAUUCGAUGUCAACGUCGCAAACCCUCGGUGGGGCUUCCCGCUGUGGUUGGGUGCUUGGUCCUUCCCUUGACAAGAUCAUCAAAAAUGUAGCCUGGAGGAAACAUUCCCAUCUCGUUUCCGCCUGUAAAUCUGUCCUCGACAAGCUCGAGUCUUUGACCGAUGAUGCCUCCGAUCCCGGCUCUUGCUCCCCACUCUACGGCCUCUCUUCUUCCGAUGCUGACUUCUUGCUUCAGCCCCUCAUUAUGGCCCUCGAAUCCCGCUCCCCUAAGGUUGUGGAGCCUGCCCUCGAUUGUGCCUUCCGACUCUUUUCUUUCGGCAUCAUCCGCGGAUGUGAGAUCCAAGAAAGCUCUUCUCUUAUUUACCGCCUCGUUGACACCGUUUGCAAAUGCUCCAAUCUCGGCGACGAGGCCAUUGAGCUAGCUGUGCUCGAGGUCCUUCUUUCAGCUGUCCGAUCGCCCUCCGUCUACAUCCGGGGUGAUUGCCUUGUAUACAUUGUCAAAACCUGCUACAACAUUUACCUGGGUGGCAAAAGUGGCACCCUUCAGAUCUGUGCUAAGUCUGUUCUUGCACAGAUGGUGAUCAUUAUUUUCACCAGGGUCGAGCAGAAUUCCAUGCUUGCUGAGUUCAAGAAUGUUGUUGUAUUUGAGUUGCUGGAGUUUGCUGAUAGGAACCUGAACGAAGGAAGUUCUAUACACUUCUCUCAGAAUUUCAUUAAUGAGAUCGUGGACGCUAAGCAGAGCCCUCCUGAUUCAAAACAUUCAUAUGAUGAAAGGAAAAAUCAAUCUGUUAAUGUUUCUCGUUUUAGUGGUCAGAGUGAUCUUAGAGAAGAUGGUUUUACGCUCUACAAGAAUUUAUGCAAAUUAUCUAUGAAAUUUUCAUCACAGGAGCAUUCUGAUGAUCGGAUCCUUUCGAGGGGGAAAGUUCUCUCCUUGGAGCUUCUAAACGUCAUCAUGGCCAACGCAGGUCCAGUCUGGCACACCAAUGAGAGGUUUCUUAAUGUACUCAAGCAGUACCUAUGCUUGUCACUGAUGAAGAACAGUGCAGUAUCAGUGAUGACUAUUUUUCAACUUCUUUGUUCAAUAUUUUUCAACUUAGUCUCAAAAUUUAGAUCUGGAUUGAAAUCAGAGAUUGCAACAUUUUUUCCCAUGCUAAUAAUUCGUGUAUUGGAGAAUGUGCUUCAACCUAGUUUCUUGCAGAAGAUGACUGUUCUGAGUUUAGUGGAGAAGAUCUCUCAGGAUCCUCAGAUCGUCAUUGAUAUCUUUGUCAACUAUGACUGUGAUGUGGAGGCUCCAAAUCUAUAUGAAAGGAUUGUCAAUGGCCUUCUGAAAACUGCUCUAGGUCCACCUCCUGGUUCUACCACAUCGUUGUCUCCAGCUCAAGACACAACAGUACGUCAUGAAUCAGUAAAGUGUCUUGUUAUAAUCAUCAAGUCAUUGGGAACAUGGAUGGACCAGCAGCUGAAAGUUGAACGCUCGAAUCCUCCAAAAUUUUCCAAUGAUGAAAACUUGACAGAAAAUAUGAACCUCAGCGAAGAUGCAAAUUUUUCUGAUUGUGAGCUGCCCUCAGAAGCAAAUUCUGAAUUUACUGAUGCUGCAACAUUGGAGCAGCAUAGAGCUUAUAAAUUAGAAAUUCAGAAAGGUAUUGCACUAUUCAAUACAAAACCUUCCAAGGGAAUUGAGUUCUUAAUUAGCACCAAAAGAGUUGGCAGCUCUCCUGAAGAAGUGGCUUAUUUUCUCAAAACUAUUGCUGGGCUGAACAAAAGUAUGAUGGGUGAUUAUUUUGGUGAAAGAGAGGAAUUCCCCAUGAAAGUUAUGCAUGCGUAUGUAGAUUCAUUCAACUUUGAUAAAAUGGGCUUUGGUGAAGCAAUCAGAUCCCUAUUAAGAGGGUUUAGGUUACCUGGAGAAGCAGAAAAAAUCGACCGCAUCAUGGAAAAAUUUGCUGAACGCUAUUGUAAAUGCAAUCCAAGCUCAUUCAGCAGUGCAGAUACAGCCUAUGUCCUUGCCUACUCAGUGCUAGUGCUUAACAUGGAUGCUCACUAUAUUAUGGUAAAAAAUAAGAUGACCAAGGCUGAUUUCAUCCAAAAUAAUCGCGGCAUCAAUGAUGGCAAGGACCUACCUGAAGAUUAUUUGGGUACUCUGUACGAUGACAUCGUGAAUAAUGAGAUUAAGAUGAGCGCAGAAUCUUCUGCUCUACAAAGCAAACAGGGAAACAGCCUAAAUGCACUGCUGGGCUUGGACGGUAUAUUCAAUCUGGUCACAAAGCAGACAGAGGAAAAGCCGUUGGGGCCAAAUGAAUAUCUAAUAAGGCAUAUUCAGGAGCAGUUUAAGGAUAAAUCUUUAAAGCCAGAGGAUAUUUAUUAUGCUUUAGCUGAUCCAACAAUUUUGAGGUUUAUGGUUGAAGUUUGCUGGGGCCCGAUGCUUGCUGCAUUCAGCGUAACUCUGGGCCAGACUGAUGAUAAGGAAGCUACUACUCAGUGCUUGCAGGGGUUCCGAUAUGCUGUGCAUGUUACUGCUAGCAUUGGCAUGCAGACCCAGAGAGAUGCUUUUGUUACUACUGUGGCUAAGUUUACUUACCUCCAUUGUGCUGCAGAUAUGAAGCAAAAAAAUGUUGAUGCCGUUAAGGCUAUUAUAUCAAUUGCUAUUGAAGAUGGGAAUUACCUUCAGGAAGCAUGGGAACAUAUUUUAACAUGUUUAUCCCGAUUUGAACAACUGCAGCUCUUGGGGGAAGGGGCACUUUCAGAAUCAUCCUCCCUUAAUACACCUAAUUCUGAAACCGAACUGAAAUCCUCGAAUUACCCUUCUUUGAAGAAAAAAGAAGCACUCCAGAAUCCAACUGUAGUGGCAGUCAUACGAGGGGGCUCUUAUGAUAGCACCUCUAGAGUCUACUCCUCUGGUCUUGUUACUCCAGAGCAGAUGAAUAACUUUAUUUCAAACUUGCAUUUGCUUGACCAAAUUGGGAACUUUGAGUUGAAUCACAUUUUUGCUCAUAGCCAAAGGUUAAACAAUGAGGCAAUUGUUCCUUUUGUGAAGGCACUCUGCAAAGUUUCCAUGUUAGAAUUGCAGUCUCCAACUGAUCCACGUGUGUUUAGUCUCACAAAGAUGGUGGAAGUUGCGCACUACAACAUGAAUCGCAUCAGACUAGUGUGGUCCCGUAUAUGGAGUGUCCUUUCAGAAUUUCUUAUAGCAGUUGGUUUGUCAGAAAAUCUCUCUGUUGCAAUCUUUGUUAUGGACAUGCUGCGACAGAUUACUAUGAAAUUUCUAGAGCGAGAAGAACUGGCAAACUAUAACUUCCAAAGUGAAUUUUUGAGACCAUUUGUGGUUGUGAUCGAGAAAAGUACUUCCACAGAAAUCAGAGAGUUAAUAGUUCGUUGUAUCUCACAAAUGGUCUCCGGUCGGUUCAGUAACAUAAAAUCUGGAUGGAAGAGUGUUUUCAUGGUUUUCACAGCUGCUGCAGCUGAUGAAAGAAAGAGCACAGUCUUGAUGGCCUUUGAAGCCAUGGAAAAGAUAGUGCGAGAAUAUUUUUCCUACAUAACUGAGACGGAAACAUUGACUUUUACCCAUUGUGUCAGGUGCCUCAUCACCUUCGCAAAUAAUAGAUUCAACAGCGAUGUUAGCCUCAAUGCUAUUGCUUUUGUUCGGUUCUGUGCUGUCAAACUUGCAGAUGGUGGACUUGCUUGGAAUGAGAAAAGCGAGGGUGAUAGUUUAAACACUCCAACAGUGAAGGACAACGCUUUCGGUGGUCAAAAGUGCAUUGAUAAGGAUGAUCAUACGCAUUUCUGGUUUCCUUUGCUCUCAGGGUUAUCAAGAUUGACAUCGGAUCCUAGACCACCUAUUAGAAGAUGUGCUAUGGAAGUUCUCUUUAAUAUCUUGAAGGACCAUGGCCACCUUUUUCCACAGCCAUUCUGGGCCAGUGUUUUUGAAUCUGCGAUCUUCCCAUUAUUCAGUUUUACAUGUAAUAUUGAAGAGCCUGAAAAAGAUGAUAAUCACUAUUCACCAGAGCCUGGAUCCCAACUACCAGAUGAGAGCCUUUGGGAGUCCGAAACCAAUGCAGUGGCUGUAGAAUGUCUCAGUGAUCUAUUUGUCCACUUCUUUGAUUUGGUGAGGCCUCAACUGCGUCAAGUAGUAUCUAUAUUAGUGCGAUUCAUAAGAAGUCCAGCCCAAGGUCCGUCGAGUGCUGGAACGGCUGCUUUGAUCCGUUCAGCUGCUGAAUUGAGAGGCAAACUUUCAGCAGAAGAAUGGCUAGAUAUCUUUCUUUGUUUGGAGGAGGCUGCUAAAUCCAGUUUGACUGGUUUGACAGAGCUCUUGAAAAGCAUGAACCGCAUUGAGGUGCCUGAUUUUGCUUACCAGAAUGAUGUAGUGGACGAUUUUGAGGAUGAGAACCUGCAAACUGUGGCUUAUAUUGUUUCAAGGAUGAAAAGCCAUAUAGCUGUGCAACUACUCAUCAUGCAGGUAGUGGCUGAUCUUUGCAAGAUGCAUGUGCAGUCUCUGUCCCUGGAUACUUUCACUGUUAUUCGUGAAAUCUUUUUGUCCACUGCAAAUCGCUCCAGUGAAUUGAACUCUGAAACUAGUUUACUGCUGAAGAUAGAGAAGACAUGUUCCGUCCUAGAGAUGUCAGAGCCACCCCUGAUUCACUUCGAAAAUGAUUGUUACCAGAAUUACUUGAACUUUUUGCAUGAUUUGCUCAUGACCAAUCCAUCUAUGUCCCAAGAAAAUAACAUAGAAGCAGAGCUUGUUACUGUUUGUGAGGAAGUGUUGCAGAUAUACCUAGAUUGUGCUGGAUUUGGACGGAAAGCCAUCAGAGAACAAGGAGGUAGUACUCUUUCUUCUGGCUCGGUCAAAGAGGAAGAAUUGGCAGCACGCACUCCUUUAGUUCUUUCAGUGAUGAGGAUUUUGGGUAGUCUAGAAAGAGGUUGUUUCAGGAGGUACAUUUCACAGUUAUUCCCGUCGUUAGUAGAUCUUGUUCGGAGCGAGCACAGUUCAUGGGAAGUGCAGGAAGUUCUAAGCAACAUACUUGAAUCAUGUAUUGGGCCAUUAAUAAUGGAGUAGCUAUUUUUUGUUCAAUGUUGUACAGUGAAUAAAUUAACUCAUUGGCACUUUACAUUUAGUAAUUA
This is a messenger RNA of Sesamum indicum (sesame), 5498 nucleotides long. RefSeq names its product brefeldin A-inhibited guanine nucleotide-exchange protein 1. Gene Ontology annotation, cellular component: trans-Golgi network. NCBI's taxonomy places the organism in Eukaryota, Viridiplantae, Streptophyta, Magnoliopsida, Lamiales, Pedaliaceae. The record is from RefSeq and is a predicted model, not a curated record. Gene Ontology annotation, biological process: regulation of ARF protein signal transduction. Gene Ontology annotation, molecular function: guanyl-nucleotide exchange factor activity.